This is a messenger RNA of Sphaerodactylus townsendi, 2317 nucleotides long. Its product is annotated as protein EFR3 homolog A-like. The record is from RefSeq and is a predicted model, not a curated record. Lineage: Eukaryota; Metazoa; Chordata; Lepidosauria; Squamata; Sphaerodactylidae. The transcript has 19 exons. Gene Ontology annotation, cellular component: plasma membrane. Bases 267 to 2012 code for a protein of 581 amino acids. Gene Ontology annotation, biological process: protein localization to plasma membrane.
UCUCCAGGAAUUCCUCAGGACGGGGUUGGCACCCGAGCAGACAGUCCCCGGCUGCAGCAAAGGCAGCCCCUGAGCAGCCCUUUCGGACAUCCUUGCUGGAGACCUGCCAGCCCUACUUGGCAUUGUUGCCCUGCUGCCAAAGGUGGUGCUGUAUGGAGUGGUCCAUGUUGAGCGUGGAGAAGGUCCUGGGUUCAAGUCCCUCCAUGAUCGCUAAAAGCAGCAGUUCAUCUCCUGGUUGAACAUAGAAGCCAAACUCCGAACUGAAGAUGCCUGCUCGAGUCUGCUGCUGCUGUGCUGCCUUGCGGCCUCGUUACAAGCGCCUGGUGGAUAACAUAUUCCCCGAAGAUCCCAAAGACGGCCUCGUCAAAGCAGAUAUGGAGAAGCUGACCUUCUAUGCCGUCUCUGCCCCUGAGAAGCUGGAUCGAAUUGGGGCUUAUUUAGCCGAGAAGCUGAGCAGGGACGUCAUCAGGCACCGCUAUGGGUAUGUCUUCAUUGCCAUGGAAGCCUUGGACCAGCUCCUGAUGGCGUGCCAUUCUCAGAGCAUCAAGCCAUUUGUAGAGAGCUUCCUCCACAUGGUAGCUAAGCUGCUAGAGUCUGGAGAGCCCAGACUGCAAGUGCUGGGGACCAAUUCGUUUGUCAAGUUUGCAAACAUUGAGGAAGAUACGCCUUCCUACCACCGCCGCUACGACUUCUUUGUCUCUCGCUUCAGUGCCAUGUGCCAUUCCUGCCACGACGACCUGGAGAUACAGAACGAGAUCCGGAUUGCUGGAAUCCGGGGCAUCCAGGGGGUGGUUCGCAAAACCGUAAACGACGAGCUCAGAGCAACCAUAUGGGAGCCUCAGCACAUGGACAAGAUUGUUCCAUCGCUGCUGUAUAACAUGCAGAAGACUGAAGAUGCUGACAGCCGGAUCGACCCGCCCUCCUCGCCAACAGGGGGCGAUAAAGAGGAGAACCCUGCUUUGCUGGCGGAGAACUGCUUCAGAGAACUGCUGGCGCGGGCGACCUACGGGAACAUGAACAAUGCUGUCAAGCCAGUUUUUGCACAUUUAGAUCAUCACAAACUGUGGGACCCCAAUGAAUUUGCUGUCCAUUGCUUUAAAAUAAUUAUGUACUCCAUACAGGCACAGUAUUCCCAUCAUGUGAUCCAGGAAAUCCUGAGGCACCUGGAUUAUCGCAAGCGAGAUGCUCCCCGUGUCCGAGCCGGCAUCAUUCAGGUCCUUUUGGAGACGAUCGCCAUUGCUGCUAAAGGAUCUAUCGGCCCCACCGUCCUGGAGGUCUUCAACACUCUGCUGAAACACCUGAGCUUGAGCGUGGAUUUUGAACUGGGCGCUCAGUCCGGCUCCAGUGGCAGCGUCGACAUUCGCUCGAAGGAGUGUGAGGAGAAGAUUGUCCAGAAUGCCAUCAUUCAAACCAUUGGAUUCUUCGGAAGCAACCUCCCAGAUUACCAGCGGUCUGAGAUCAUGAUGUUCAUUAUGGGGAAGGUCCCUGUGUUUGGGAUGACAGCUCCCAGCCCAGAAAACAGCCAACUUGGGGAUUUGGGGACCAGGAGGAUCCAGAUAAUGCUGCUGCGCUCUUUGCUUAUGGUCACCUCUGGCUACAAUGCCAAGAGCAUCUCAACGGUCCUCUCGGGCCCUUUCCUCGAUCCCCUGUUGUCUUCAUCGCUUAUGGAAGACUGUGAGCUUCGGCAGCUGGUCCUGGAAGUGCUGCACAACCUUAUCGAUCGGCAUGACAACCGUGCAAAGCUUAGAGGAAUAAGAAUAAUACCAGACGUGUCAGAUCUGAAGAUAAAGCGAGAUAAGAUUUCGCGGCAAGACGUGAGCUUCAUGAAGAAGCACGGCCAGCAACUGUACAGGCACAUCUACUUGGGCUGCAAAGAAGACAACGUGCACCAGAACUUUGAGCUGCUCUACACGACUCUUGCGCUGAUAACCAUCGAGCUGGCCAACGAGGAGGUGGUCACAGACCUCAUCCGCACAGCCAUUCUGCCCACUUGCAGGAUCUGGCCAUCCUGAAUGAGGACAACUUGCCGAUGUUCAACCGGUGCAGCGUCAUGGCGCUGGUCGCCGCGUACCUCAACUUCCUGAGUCAGAUGAUCGCUGUGCCGGCCUUCUGCCAGCAUGUCAGCAAGGUCAUUGAAACUAGAACCGUGGAAAGUCCGUACUUCUUGCCAGAAACUGUAUUCCGAGACAAGUGCAGCCUCCCCAAAGGCACGGCAAAAGGAUGACAAGAGCCUGUACAUUUCUUCCCUGAUGGGCAAGAUUUGCAGAAUCGUUAGAUUGCUUGGCCAGCUACAGCUGCCGGGCGGUUGUGUCUGUGC